This is a messenger RNA of Entelurus aequoreus (snake pipefish), 4427 nucleotides long. Its product is annotated as gastrula zinc finger protein XlCGF8.2DB-like. Gene Ontology annotation, molecular function: RNA polymerase II cis-regulatory region sequence-specific DNA binding; DNA-binding transcription factor activity, RNA polymerase II-specific. The transcript has 4 exons. The record is from RefSeq and is a predicted model, not a curated record. Gene Ontology annotation, cellular component: nucleus. Gene Ontology annotation, biological process: regulation of transcription by RNA polymerase II. Lineage: Eukaryota; Metazoa; Chordata; Actinopteri; Syngnathiformes; Syngnathidae. Bases 288 to 2000 code for a protein of 570 amino acids.
UGAAAGCACAUUGACGCAGAAAGAAGCCAGAAGAACACUAAUAAGUCAGUCUUAUUAUUUGUUCUUCAGUUUGUAAUAUUUACGUCGUAUAAAUACAUCUUUGAGUCUUUAUUUUAAGGAUAUAAUCGUCUUGAUGUGCUAGAAGCACUUUGCUGGAUCUCGUGCUCGUUUAUUGUUAGUUAGCUUAGCUCGCUAGUUAGCUUAGCUUGUUAGCUGCUAACAUAAGUUAUCAACACAUCGCUAAGUAGAGAUCAAGUGUGAGAGUAAAGUGUUGUGAUUGUGUGAAAAUGUCUACAUUACACAUGUUGAGAGCGUUGGUGGAUCAGCGACUAACUGCUGCCGUUGACGAAAUAUUUGUAGUGUUCGAAAGAACGAUAGCAGAAUACGAGGCGGAACUUUCUAGAACAAAAGAGGAGAACUAUCAACUACUGGACGCUGUUUCCAAGAAACAUCAAGUUGUGUUACACAGAACAGAUGGUCAAUCAGGGGCGCAGUUGGCUCUCUCUCCUCACUCACUCGCCCUCUCUCUCUCUGGCGAAAGCUGCAGGCUCAAACAACCCGACGUCCAGCAGCCCCCUCACAUUGAAUAUGAUGAGGAGGAUCCACAGCCCCCCCACAUGAAAGAGGAAGAGAAGGAAGUGUGGAUCGCUCAGGAGGGAGAGUGUGUUGUAGGGCAGGAGGAGGAUGAUGUCAGCAAGUUUCCACUGACUGUUGUCUCUGUGAAGACUGAAGAGCAUGAAGACAAAGCACCUGAGUCCUCACAGCUUCAUCACAGUCCAAACGUCCAGCGGGUGUCAGCGGGGAGUCAUGAAGAGGAGUGGCACACCAGUGUGGGACAGAAGGAGCUACAGGCCCCCUCCCACAUUAAAGAGGAGCAGCUUCAUGAUGAAGAUGAAGCUCAGUCCUUACAGCUUCAUCACAGUCAAAGUGAGGAGAACAGAGGGGCGGAGCUUGUAAGUCAACACAUCACAGAAGCUGAUGGAGAGCAUUGUGAAGAUAUAAAGUCAGAACCAGACAGCAUCUUUGUUCCACUGUCAGACAUGGACCACAUGAUGUCACACUCUUCUGAUCACAGUGACCACAUCCAAAAACCUUUGGAGAGUAAAAAUGACUCUAAAGGUGAUACGAGACAUCACACUAACAACAAACACUUUGACUGCUCUCAAUGUGGGAAAUCAUUUAGACAUAAGAGUUAUUUUAUAAGACACAUGAGAAUACAUACUGGAGAGAAACCUUUUACUUGCUCAGUUUGUAAGAAGAGUUUCUCCACAAAGCAAAACAUGACCACACACAUGAGAAUACACACUGGAGAGAAACCUUUUACUUGCUCUGUUUGUAAGAAGAGUUUCACCACAAAGUGUGACAUGACCACACACAUGAGAAUACACACUGGAGAGAAACCUUUUACUUGCUCUGUUUGUAAGAAGAGUUUCUCCACAAAGCGUGACAUGACCACACACAUGAGAAUACACACUGGAGAGAAACCUUUUGGUUGCUCUUUUUGUAAGAAGAGUUUCUUCACAAAGGGUGACAUGACCACACACAUGAGAAUACACACUGGAGAGAAACCUUUUAAUUGCUCUGUUUGUAAGAAGAGUUUCUCCACAAAGGUUGACAUGACCACGCACAUGAGAACACACCCAGGUGAGAAACCUUUUAAUUGCUCUGUUUGUAAGAAGAGUUUCUCCAGAAAGGAAAACAUGGACAGACACAUGAGAACACACACUAGAGAGAAACCUUUUCUUUGCUCAGCUUGUGCUAAAAGAUUCAGCUCUAAGAAGGAAAUGACCACACACAUGAGAACACACACAGGUGAGAAACAUUUUACUUGCUCUGUUUGUAAGAAGAGUUUCUCCAGAAAGGAAAACAUGACCAUACACAUGAGAACACACACUGGAGAGAAACCGUUUAAUUGCACUGUGUGUGAUAAGAUGUUCAGGUUUAAGUAUCAGGUCAGUAAACACAAGUGUGUAACAGUCAUGGAAGCUGCAGGGAUUUAAAAACACUUAAACAGUGAUUGUGCUAAAUGUAGUUUAAUAACACAGCAUGUUUAAUAUGAAUGUAUAUUUGAUGUUGUAUGUAGUGCUUCUCAUCUUCUAGUCUUAUAUGUUGUCCUGUACUUAAUGUUUAAAGGCCUACUGAAAGCCACUUCUACCGACCACGCAGUCUGAUAGUUUAUAUAUCAGUGAUGAAAUCUUAACAUUGCAACACAUGCCAAUACGGCCGGGUUAACUUAUAAAGUGCAAUUUUAAAUUUCCCGCCACACUUCCGAUUGAAAACGUUUAAGUAUGAUGACGUAUGCGUGUGACGUCACGAGGGCAAGGGAAGUACUCGGAGCCCGUAGAAUCCUAUACACAAAGCUCAGUUUUCAUCUCAAACUUCCACAGUAUUCUGGACAUCUGUGUUGGUGAAUAUUUUGCAAUUUGUUUAAUGAACAAUGGAGGCUGCAAAGAAGAACGUUGUAGGUGGGAUCGGUGAAUUAGCGGCUGGCUGUAGCAACACAACAAGGACUACUUACUUGGAUAUCAGACGCCUAGCCGAUGCUAGCCGCCAACCCCACGGAUGAUCGGGUGAAGUCCUUCGUCGCGCCGUCGAUCGCUGGAACGCAGGUGAGCACGGGUGUUGAUGAGCAGAUGAGGGCUGGCUGGCGUAGGUGGAUAGCUAAUGUUUUUAUCAUAGCUCUGUGAGGUCCGGUUGCUAAGUUGCUAAGUUAGCUUCAGCGUCGUUAGCAACAGCAUUGUUAAGCUUUGCCAGGCUGGGAAUUAUUAACCGUGUAGUUACAUGUACAUGGUUUAAUAGUAUUGUUGAUCUUCUGUCUAUCCUUCCAGUCAGGGAUUUAUUUAUUUUGUUUCUAUCUGCAUUUGAGACAGAUGCUAUCACGUUAGCUCAUGCUAAAGAGCUUGGUCGAUGUAUUGUCGUGGAGAUAAAAGUCACUUUGAAUGUCCAUUUUGCCUUCUCGACUCUCAUUUUCAAGAGGAUAUAGUAUCCGAGGUGGUUUAAAAUACAAAUCCGUGAUCCACAAUAGAAAAAGGAGAGAGUGUGGAAUCCAAUGAGCCAGCUUGUACCUAAGUUACGGUCAGAGCGAAAAAAGAUACGUCCUUCACUGCCUUCCUCAUCCACUAAUCUUUCAUCCUCGCUCAAAUUAAUGAGGUAAUCGUCGCUUUGUCGCUCCGAAUCUCUCUGAAUCUCUCUCGAUCCAUUGUAAACAAAGGGGAAUUGUGAGGAAUACAAGCUCCUGUGACGUCACGCUACUUCCGGUACAGGCAAGGCUUUUUUAUCAGCGACCAAAAGUUGCGAACUUUAUCGUCGAUUGUCUCUACUAAAUCCUUUCAGCAAAAAUAUGGCAAUAUCGCGAAAUGAUCAAGUAUGACACAUAGAAUGGACCUGCUAUUCCCGUUUAAAUAAAUACAAAUCAAAGGCCUACUGAAAGCCACUACUACCGACCACGCAGUCUGAUAGUUUAUAUAUCAAUGAUGAAAUCUUAACAUUAUAACACAUGCCAAUACGGCCGGGUUAACUUAUAAAGUGACAUUUUAAAUUUGCCGCUAAACUUCCGGUUCGAAACGCCUCUGAGGAUGACGUAUGCGUGUGACGUAGCCCGGCGAACACGGGUAUGCCUUCCACAUUGAAGCCGAUACGAAAAAGCUCUGUUUUCAUUUCAUAAUUCCACAGUAUUCUGGACAUCUGUGUUCGUGAAUCUGUUUCAAUCAUGUUCAUUGCAUUAUGGAGAAGGAAGCCGAGCAAGCAAAGAAAAAAGUUGUCGGUGCGAAAUGGACGUAUUUUUCGAACGUAGUCAGCCACAACAGUACACAGCCGGCGCUUCUUUGUUUACAUUCCCGAAAGAUGCAGUCAAGAUGGAAGAACUCGGAUAACAGAGACUCUAACCAGGAGGACUUUUGAUUUGGAUACACAGAUGCCUGUAGAGAACUGGGACAACACAGACUCUUACCAGGAUUACUUUGAUUUGGAUGACAAAGACGCAGACGUGCUACUGUGAGUAUGCAGCUUUGGCUUUUUUUUGCGUAUGUACGUAACUUUUUUAAAAUAUAUAAGCUUUAUGAACCUUGGGUUAGGUGAACGGUCUUUUGGGCUGAGUGAUUGUGUGUGUUGAUCAGGUGUUUGAAUUGUAUUGGCGUGUUCUAUGGAGCUAGGAGCUAGCAGAGGAGCUAGGAGCUAGCAUAACAAACACGCAGGUGUUAUUAUGCAGGAUUAAUUUGUGGCAUAUUAAAUAUAAGCCUGGUUGUGUUGUGGCUAAUAGAGUAUAUAUAUGUCUUGUGUUUAUUUACUGUUGUAGUCAUUCCCAGCUGAAUAUCAGGUACCGUGAGUAUGCAGCCUUGGCUGCUAAACAUUCGAUAACUUGACCGUAUGUGCGCGUCACGUACGUAACUUUUUAAAAAUAUAUAAGCUUUAUGAACCUUGGGUUAGGU